AUGAAUUUGCACUUGGAGAAGGAGGUAAGAGAGUUGACCAAGCAACGUGAUCUUGCUCAAUCUCGGGUCAAGGAUCUGCUAGGGAUGAUUGGAAACGAUCAAGGUUCAGGACAAUCGGCAGGAAUCAAUUACCGUGAUAAACGAGCAGGGGAUUCAUGGGAAGAUGACUAUUCAGAUUCAGAGUCAUCAUGUUUGACUGAUUCUAAUCAAUUUGAUAAGUGUAUUAGAAAAUUUAAUCCAGUCCAUCAUUAUGACAGAGAGAGGAGGCAUCAUCACGAGCCUUCGAACAAUCACGAAGAUCAUUCCAUGACUGAUGAAAACUGCAAGGAGGUUCAAUGUAUUGACACAGAUGGAACGGGCAGGGGAAAUAAUGAUUCUGAAUCUCGUACCAUACCAAAUGGUGCUAGUGAAGGACAAUUGGCACUGACAUUAAAUGGAUAUGUGGAUGUGGUUGGUCAGGAAACAAUGUCUACCCCUAUGACUGGAGACAGAGAAGCGAAUCAUAUUCAAGAAAGCCUGAAGUUUAGUAGGGGCAGGAGUUGUGGGGCAGAUGUCAUGGGUGUUACAUCUUCAUAUAUGGACAGAGAACAUAUAGAAAGCACCCCCUCUAAUGGGUUUGAGAAAAGCUUUCCCAGAAGACCAGACGGUUACAAAAUGAAAAUUCCUUCAUUAAAUUAUGGUGCCUAUAGAGGGAUGCACUCCAGGAAUGAUUCUCUGUCUUCUCUUGGGAGUGCUUCAAUCCAAACUUCUGCCGAUGAGCAAAUUACUAGCAUCCAUAAUUUUGUUGCUGGACUGAAGAAACAACUUGACAAUGGUCAGGUUCAGGGCACUGGCCUAGAAGCAGGUGAGUCUGGAAGAGGGUUGGAUCCAAUGCAAGAAGCACCGGGCACUCCUGCGGAUUGGCCACUGGAAUUUGAGAGGCUGCAGAGAGCCAUAGUCGAACUUUGGAAAGCUUGCCAUGUUUCCUUGGUUCACAGAACAUAUUUCUUCCUCCUAUUUAAAGGUGAUCGAACUGAUUCAAUUUACAUGGAGGUGGAGCUUAGGAGACUUACCUUCCUCGAGGAAACAUUUUCUCAGGGAAAUCAAGCUGUAGAAGAUGGUCACACUCUCACACUGGCUUCGAGUGUGAGAGCUCUUCGCCGUGAGAGGCAGUCCUUGGCCAAACUGAUGCGGAAAAGGUUUUCAGAAGAAGAAAGAAAGGACCUAUAUCAGAAGUGGGGCAUUAAGUUGAACUCGCAGCAGAGAAGGCUGAAUCAGCUGUGGAGCAAUGACAAGAAUAUGAAUCACGUCACGGAGAGUGCUGCCGUUGUCGCGAAGCUGAUCAGGUUCGUAGAGCAGGGACAUGCCCUCAAGGAAAUGCUCGGGCUUAGCUUUACUCCACCGCAGACCAGACGGAGAUACUUUAGUUGGAAAAACAGCAUGGCAUCCCUUAUAUGAACCUGCACACAGCCAUAGAGGUAAUUUCUUGAAAGUCAUAUGCCAUGAUGUAGCAUUGUUGUAGUGAUUGAAAUUUUUAUCAGAUCGCAAUGACCAUCAGAUAGAAUGGUGUAUGAAUGUAAAUCUUAAGCCAAAAACUGGCUUGAUGAAAUUGCCCGCGGUGGAUUCGGGUUUUGGGUGUAUUUAU
Hibiscus syriacus is the source of this 1624-nucleotide messenger RNA. RefSeq names its product kinesin-like protein KIN-7E. The transcript is spliced from 4 exons. The coding region runs from base 1 to 1437 and encodes 478 amino acids. Gene Ontology annotation, biological process: microtubule-based movement. Gene Ontology annotation, molecular function: microtubule motor activity. The record is from RefSeq and is a predicted model, not a curated record. NCBI's taxonomy places the organism in Eukaryota, Viridiplantae, Streptophyta, Magnoliopsida, Malvales, Malvaceae.